This is a messenger RNA of Clupea harengus (Atlantic herring), 1212 nucleotides long. It is a transcript of the gene cldn26, whose product is annotated as claudin 26. NCBI's taxonomy places the organism in Eukaryota, Metazoa, Chordata, Actinopteri, Clupeiformes, Clupeidae. Gene Ontology annotation, molecular function: structural molecule activity. Gene Ontology annotation, cellular component: membrane; bicellular tight junction. The record is from RefSeq and is a predicted model, not a curated record.
GAGAGCGAGAGAGCGAGAGAGCGAGAGAGCGGAGGUGAAAGAGCAAGACGAGAGAGAAGGAUGGUGUUUCUAACCACCAAGCUCGUGGAGAGAGUGUCCCUCUUCGUGUCUUUCGGGGGACUGGUGACCUCGUUCGUCACGUUCUUCUUGCCCCUGUGGAAGACCCUCAACUCGGACCUGAACGAGAUGGAGAACUGGUACGAGGGGCUGUGGCACAUGUGCAUCUUCACAGAGGAGUUGGGCCUGCACUGCAAAGCCUACGAGUCCACCUUGGCGCUGAGCGCUGACAAGCUAGCGUCGCGGGCGCUCAUGUUCAUCUCCAUAGGCACGGGGCUGCUGGGGGUGCUGGUGGCAUUCUUCGGGCUGGAGGGAGUCAACGUCGGCGCGGGACACAGGCGACUGAAGAGGGCUCUGCUCAUCACGGGAGGGGUCCUCAUCUGGGUGUCGGGCCUCACCACCCUGGCCCCCGUGUCCCUUGUGGCCUAUUUGACUGUGGUGGAGUUCUGGGAUGAGAACAUCCCCGACGUGGUGCCGCGCUGGGAGUUUGGCGAGGCCAUGUUUUCCGGGUGGAUCGCGGGACUCCUUCUGGUGGUUGGUGGGUCUUUCUUGUUCGUGGCUGUAUGUAUGGGGGAUUACGAGGCGGAGCAGGCUGAAGAUUUAGCCUUCUCGAAGGAGACACCAAGGACACAGUACUACCUAAAGACAGAGGUCCUAUAGAUUGAUUCGCCGCCGUUGAAGGACUGGGCGUGAUAACUAUCUGAGCUUUAAGAUUAAUGAAACCAAGGUCAGUUGCAGGACAUUUGGAAGUCACUGCUGAAAGCCUAUCCGAAUAUCUAGCUUCCAGAAUUAUAAAAUGGCAAGAAAAUGUUUUACUUCUUUAAUGUAAAAAAAAAAAUCCGAAAGUUAUAUUUUAUGGCAAAACUGUAUUUUUACCUCUGUUGAAUGGACACGCAAAGGUAAUUUUCAUUUGACCUUUUAACAGUGUAAUUUAAAGCUUGCUGAGCAUUGAAGUAUUUCAGAGUGCCUCCUAGAAAACCUGCAUCAUCUGUAAAUUUGGGAAAGCUCAGCAUGAUUCUCUGUGCACCGUCUAUGCCUGUCUGAGAUUGUAGGGAUCUCUCUUCUCCUGCUCUCAUCCAAAGCACAGGAUUUAUGUCCACCGGGUCAGGUUGAGUGUUAUAUUUUACUUGCAAACCCAUUAAAAUGAAAUCAUUC